Molecule: messenger RNA, 1149 nt
Organism: Fusarium musae
Lineage: Eukaryota; Fungi; Ascomycota; Sordariomycetes; Hypocreales; Nectriaceae
Gene: CHI1
Product: Chitinase 1
Exons: 3
Coding region: 1-1149 (382 amino acids)
Biological process (GO): chitin catabolic process; carbohydrate metabolic process
Cellular component (GO): extracellular region
Molecular function (GO): chitin binding; chitinase activity
Source: RefSeq, a predicted model, not a curated record
AUGGUCGCACUCGACGAUAUGACUUCUGGCAUUCCCGCCCUUGUCGUUCCAGCCAACAACGAUGACAUCUCCGAGGAGGCAACUGGUAGCGUCAACGCCGUUUACUUUGUUAACUGCUACACUGGAGAUUCCUAUGCCGAUCUUGAGAAGCACUACACUGGCGACUCCUGGGAAGAGCCCGGAAACAAUGCCUACGGAUGUGUGAAGCAGCUCUUCCUCCUCAAGAAGGCCAACCGAAAGCUCAAAGUCAUGCUUUCUAUCGGCGGCUGGACCUGGUCAACCAACUUCCCUGCUGCCUCUGCCUCAGCUGCUACCCGGUCCACCUUCGCCAAGAGUUCCGUUACUCUCAUGAAGGAUUGGGGCUUCGAUGGUAUCGACAUCGACUGGGAAUAUCCCGCCAAUGCUACCGACGCUAGUAACAUGAUUCUUCUGCUCCAGGCCGUGCGCAGCGAGCUUGAUUCAUACUCUAAGCAAUAUGCCAAUGGAUAUCACUUCCAGCUUUCGAUCGCUGCCCCCGCAGGUCCUGAUAACUACAAUAAGCUCAAGAUGAAGGACCUCGGAUCGGUUCUCGACCAUGUUAAUCUCAUGGCUUAUGACUACGCCGGCUCUUGGAGCGCCUUCUCCGGCCACCAAGCUAACAAAUACGCCAACACCAAGAUCCCAAACGCUACCCCUUUCAACACCGACCAGGCCGUCAAGGCUUACGUCAAUGGUGGCGUCCCGUCCGCCAAGAUGGUUCUUGGUAUGCCCAUCUACGGUCGCGCAUUUGAGAACACUGCUGGCCUCGGACAGCCAUAUUCUGGCGUCGGAUCUGGAAGCUGGGAGAACGGUAUCUGGGACUACAAGGCUCUGCCUAAGGCCGGAGCUAGCCUUGUCUAUGAUCGUGAUGCUCAGGCCUCUUACAGCUAUGACUCCAACACGAAGGAGCUUAUCUCUUUCGACACCCCUGGUAUGGUCGAGAACAAGGUCCUUUACAUCAAAAACCUUAGCCUUGGUGGUAGCAUGUUCUGGGAGGCGUCUGCUGACAAGACUGGUGCUGACUCGUUGAUCGGCACCAGCUCCAAGAAGCUUGGAACUCUGGAUAGCACUAACAACUGUUUGAGCUACCCCAACUCGCAGUACGCCAACAUUGCCAAGGGGCUCUCUUGA